Molecule: messenger RNA, 1455 nt
Organism: Anopheles marshallii
Lineage: Eukaryota; Metazoa; Arthropoda; Insecta; Diptera; Culicidae
Exons: 4
Coding region: 1-1455 (484 amino acids)
Source: RefSeq, a predicted model, not a curated record
AUGAGUUCUACCAAACCGCCCGUCCACGUGGUGGAAGCAAUACACGCGUUCGUCGCCAAGAUGGGCAUCCGGGAGCCGCGCCUUACGGCGACCAGCGGUUCGCGCAACGGUGACAGCUACUCCGGCGACGUGUACCGGAUCGUCAUCGCACCCGGCAGCCGGGACAUCGAGGACUUUGAGAACAACAACAACACGCACAGCAACCGUAUGCACAACGGUGCCAACGGCGACACCAAAGCGCUCACGGUCGACGCCAACGGGAACGAGGAUGGCGACCAGCUGCACGACGCAGGGCUGGUGUUUACCGAGGUGCCGAAGCCGAUCAGCGUCAUCGCGAAGGUAGCGCCGACGACCAGUUUGCGCCGUUCGCUGUACAACAGCUCCGCACACUUCCAGCGGGAAAAAUACGUCUUCGAUGUGGUACUUCCGAUGUUUCAGCGUUUCCAGCAGGCGCGCGGUAUGCGCACGGCCAAAAGCUUCACACACUACCCGAGCGUGAUCGUGUCCGAAUGCUGCGAAGGCUUCGAGUACAUACUGCAGCGCGAUCUGACCGCGCAGGGCUAUCGUAACUUCCCGCGCACGGAACCGCUCGCGUACGAGGACGUGCUGCUGGUGCUGACCCAUCUGGCCCAGUUCCACGCGAUCUCGUUCGCGAUGCAGCAACAGGCACCGGACGCGUACGCGCAGAUUGUCAGCCAGCUGCAGGAGACGAUCUUUGUGCCACCGCUGCACAGCUCGUUCGUGGACUUUCUGCAGCGUAAGGUGGAUUAUGCGAUCGAGACGCUGCAGCGCAAUCCGGAGACGGGCGAUGGGGCGGUGGCCGAACGGUUGUGCCGGUUUCGGGACGAGUACGGGCAGGCGAUGGUGGACUGCGUGCAGAACCGCGACGACACCGUCAUCUGCCACGGGGACUGCUGGAUCAGCAACAUCCUUUACCGACCGAUGCCGACACAGCGUAACGGUGCCGACGAUGGACACAACAACAAUGGCUUCACCAACCACCAGCAUCACCACCAUCCGGCCGCCAAAGAGCUCAAGUUUCUCGACUGGCAGGUCGCGCGCUGUGCCACGCCCGCCAUCGAUCUGUCCUACUUCAUCUUCUGCUGCACGGACAGUGAGCUGCGCGAACGUUUGCCCGAGCUGCUGCGCAAGUACCACAGCGCGCUGAUACGCCGCAUCGACGAGCUGGGCACGGCUAAUGGACGCGAGCUGUUCCCGUUCGAGCGGCUCCAGAUGCACAUGAAGAAGUACGCCCGAUUCGGCUUCGGCAUGGCACUGAUGACGCUCCACUCGACCUGCUGUGUGGAAAAGGACCUGCCGAAUGUGUCGGCCGCACUCGAAACAACCGAGCUGGUCGACAUCGAUGAGCUCGCGAAGGACAUGCUGUACAAUCCGGCGUACAUCAAGCGAAUGUCGGGCGUCUGUCGGGAUAUGGUACGGUUCGGUUACCUGUGA